Messenger RNA from Rhea pennata, 910 nucleotides. RefSeq names its product glycine-N-acyltransferase like 3 (gene GLYATL3). The transcript has 5 exons. Lineage: Eukaryota; Metazoa; Chordata; Aves; Rheiformes; Rheidae. Bases 62 to 910 code for a protein of 282 amino acids. The record is from RefSeq and is a predicted model, not a curated record. Gene Ontology annotation, cellular component: mitochondrion. Gene Ontology annotation, molecular function: glycine N-acyltransferase activity.
UUACUUUUCUGCAUGACUUUUCACACCUUGUCUGUGUUUCCCAAGAAGGUCUGCAGGGAAGAUGCUGCUGCUGAACUGUUCAAUUAAACUGCAGAUGCUGGAGAAAAUGUUAAUGUGUAGCUUCCCUGAGUCCCUCAAGGUUUAUGGAGCUGUGAUGCAUAUCAACCGAGGGAAUCCUUUCAAGAAGGAAGUGGUGGUGGACUCAUGGCCAAACUUCAAAGCUGUUAUCACCCGGCCACAGAGGGAGAAUGGCAUGGAUGACCUUGACCACUGUACCAAUGCACAUGCAGUUUUCUACCAGGAGCUACUGGAAAACACAAACACUAUCAACUGGGGACAGAUUUUUCAGAUACAAGGGCUCCAGGAUGGAAUAUGUGAAGCGUCUAGAACUGUGGCUUUAGCUAAACAGGUGGAUGUGAAAACAUCCUGUUUCCGGAUGGUUAUCCAUUCAGACCCGGAUACAUUGCCAGAUGUCAGACAUCGGAUGGACCCUAAAUUAACCGUGGCUUAUCUGAACAUCUCCCAUGCCAACUUGCUCAAUGAAACCUGGUCACGAGGAGGCAAUCCAAGGUGCCAGCAGUACCUUGCUAACCUCAUUUGCUGCUUCCCCAGUGUUUGUGUCUUGGAUGACAAAGGAUGUCCCCUCUCCUGGAGCCUGACAGACCAGUUUGCCACUAUGAUUCAUGCUUAUACUCUUCCAGAGCAUCGGAGGAAGGGUUAUAACAGGCUUGUAGCUACGACUUUAGCUAAGAAAUUACAUAGCAAGGGCUUUCCGGCACAGGGCAACGUCAUGGAGACCAAUACGCCAUCUGUAACAUUGCUAAAAAGCAUGAAUGCCCAGUUUCUUCCCUGCUCAUUUUUUAGAAUGAUUCAUACACCUUUUCAUUUUUUAUCUAAACCUCACUUAUAG